ACUUGUCAAGAUAAUAAAAAAAAUGGUUUAAUUUGGGUUGUUUCAUAAAUAAAGAAAAUCGAUUCCAACAACCAAAAUUAGAAUUUUUUUGUUUUUUUUUUUUUUGAGGAAGGAUGGGUUUAGGAACAUGGUUCAGACACAAAUUCACAGAUCCUGUUCUCUUGGUUCUUCGAGGGGGUGCUGAACCGAAGCAGGUAUCUUUCUCUGCUGCUCUUGGGAUUACUCUUGGAGUGUUUCCUAUUUGUGGUGUCACUGUGUUACUCUGCGGUAUUGCUAUAUCGUUACUUGGAUCGUUUGUUAACGCUCCCAUUCUGUUGCUUGCAAACUUCUUUGCUACUCCUAUUGAGUUGAGUUUGAUUAUACCGUUUCUGCGCCUCGGUGAAUUUAUCACUGGCACACCUCAUUUCACUUUAUCAUCUGAUGUUUUAAAGAAAGUUCUUACGGGUCAAGCUUCAAAGCAAGUCCUACUAAGCAUUGCCAAUGCGUUAUUAGGAUGGCUAGCGGGAUCGCCUUUAAUUUUGGCAAGUCUUUACAUAUUACUGUUACCGUGCUUCAAGUUUCUAAUUCGGAAACUCAGCAGUCCUCCUUCGAGUCCAAGGAUGCCGCUCCAACCACUGAUAGAUAUUGGGUCUAAGACAAGGGAUGUUUGACAGAUAAUCACUUCAUCUGCAUUCAUAGGGAGUGAUCAGUCAUUCACAUGUUGUCUUGUUGAAUUGUUUCAUAGCGAAACAGGAUAUAUAUGUUUGCAAAAAGACUAGUCACUCAUUCACAUGUUGUCUUGUUGGAUUGUUUCGAAGCGAAACAAUAUAUAUACAUAUGCAAAAAUACUAGUCGCUGACAGUGUAAAAUAGUUGUGAACGAAUACUUGAUAUGAAUUAGUCACUUCUCUUAAGUGGUUGAUUUGUUUGUAAAUGUACAUAACUGUCUCAUGACCAAGAAUACAUCGUUCUGUUAUGUUUAUGA
Messenger RNA from Vicia villosa (hairy vetch), 963 nucleotides. RefSeq lists its product as uncharacterized. Bases 114 to 650 code for a protein of 178 amino acids. The record is from RefSeq and is a predicted model, not a curated record. The transcript is spliced from 5 exons. Lineage: Eukaryota; Viridiplantae; Streptophyta; Magnoliopsida; Fabales; Fabaceae. Gene Ontology annotation, cellular component: intracellular membrane-bounded organelle.